ACAAUAACAAGCACAUGCACAUGCUGGUCCAGCUACACCCCUCGAGAUCUUAAGGUUACAAAAAGUUACUGUGGAUUCUAUAAUAGUCACCCGGUCUGCCUGAUCUCUGUAGCCUGUGGCUCCAUUGGUCUGUAAAAGUUUGCAGUGUAAACGUCAUCUUUUAUUCUUGACUCAGCCUGAGGAGACUAGUUGACUUGACUGUAAGCUGGAUAUCAGAAGCAUGGCCCUAAAAGAAAUCUUGUUAAAGGAAAACUCUGCCCUACGCAUCAUAUGUCAAUAUGAUUCAAAACAUCAAUACUUUCGUUGCACCAGAAGUGCUCAACAGCUCUCAGGCUGACAAGCAAGGCCUUGCAACUGCAGAUUUCUUACUCAGUAAUGCUGAGCUGGUCAUGAUCGUUGAAGAUAAACGCAAGGAGCUGCAGCAGAAAGUCUCUGAUGAGGAAGGUUCUGAAUGUUUAGAAAUUAAGAUGACAGUAUUUGGAAAUUGGGCUGGAAAUCUUGAUAGGUCAAGUGGUCUCAUACUUUACUGCAAACCAAAGAAUGUGUCUCAAGUGAAAGCUGUUAUUAAAGCUGCCGGAAAGAUGAAACCAAUUGUAAAGGUUGGGUUUGGUGGUGCCUAUCAUACCUGGACUCCUCUCUUUCCUGAAAAAUGUACCAAAGACUCAUCAAGCAUCAUCCUUAACAUGUGUGACUUGUCUUUAGAAACGUCUGGACAGCGAAUUUAUCUUGUAAAAGAUGACAAUAAUAUCACUACUCAUGUGACUGUUUCUCCUGGAGUGACUACUGGUGAGCUCACUGAGGUUUUCUUGAAAGAGAGCAUUUGCAUUGAGUCUAAUGUCGUCCUAACAGGUGUCACAUAUGGAGGUAUUAUGCCAACUGGCUGCCAUGGUGUUGGUAAGGAUCAAUCCAUUCUUUCUGAUUUGGUUACUCAAGUUAAAAUUGUUGAUUGCAGCGGUGAAGUUAAAACCUAUCCUGAUGACCUGCCAGAAGGCUCCAACAAAGAAGCAGCCAUGAACGGCAUCAGAAUGAGCAUGGGAGUCUUUGGAGCAGUCGUUGAAAUGACCAUAAAAGUUGAGAAGCUGAAGACUGCUAAAGUCGAUACCACCUACCCGACCAUUGGUUCUCUUCUUUAUGGGGACUCACCAACCCUUCCUCGGCUCAUUCAGGAUAACUGGUCACUGGAGAUACUCUGGUUUCCUUUCACCAGCCUUGGACUCGAUGGAGGGAUCCUUCAAGGUUUGCCACUGAUGGAUACAUGGCAGCCCAAGCUUGAUGAGGUAUGGGUCAGAGCCAUAAACAGAGAUGAGUCUUUCUGUGAAGUAAACAAGAUUGAUAGGACGAAGCAGAAGAUACGUGACACAAUGCAGCAUCAAAUUAAUGGCAGUGUUGCUAACCCAAUCAUAGACCGGUUCAAGACACUCACUCCGGCCAUCAUUAGUAAUGCUGUGAGUUUUAUAAAGAUGGAGAACCCUCCUGGGACCACGUAUGAGCCGAUGACAAAUGCCAUCCACUUUCACUUUGGAAUUUCACUCGGACCUUUCUAUGACAUGGAGUUUGGGUUCCCUAUUAACCUGGAUAACCUUGAUGACCAGUAUUUUAGCAAUUUUAUGACUGCCAUGAGAUUUGUUGUUGACAAAAGCAAAGAAUAUUCAGCAAAAGGAGAAAUGGACCAAUUCCCACUAAGUACUACAAUGGUACUUCGUGUCAUCAGUAAAAGUGAUUGUCUCAUUUCGCCUGCUUCAAGGCGUCUGAAUGAUAGCACCACACAUACUGCGUGGGUGGAGAUCCUCUGCUUCACGGCAAUCACUGGUACCCAGAACUAUCAGACGUUCUUUCAAGAGGUGGGACAGAAAUGGAUGGAACUUGGCGGAGCGCCUCAUUGGUGCAAGCUUUGGACGUUUCUUGAAAAUGGUGAAAAGAAUGUGUAUGAUCAUGUUCAUGAGUUUUAUGGGAAGAAUUUGUCGGAUUAUCGUGAGAUUCUGAAAGAACACUGCAGCUCAGCAAAGGAAGAACUUCAUGAAAUAUUUAUGAACUCAACAUUAAAAAAGAUCUUGAAUGUCUGAGCCAAUAAAUAUUGUCCAAUAAACAUAAUAGCAAAUUUCUAAUUAAUAGAAUUGAAAAAAAGAAAUUACAAAAUUUAAA
Amphimedon queenslandica is the source of this 2142-nucleotide messenger RNA. RefSeq lists its product as uncharacterized. Lineage: Eukaryota; Metazoa; Porifera; Demospongiae; Haplosclerida; Niphatidae. The transcript has 6 exons. Gene Ontology annotation, molecular function: D-arabinono-1,4-lactone oxidase activity; FAD binding. The coding region runs from base 279 to 2063 and encodes 594 amino acids. The record is from RefSeq and is a predicted model, not a curated record. Gene Ontology annotation, cellular component: membrane.